This is a messenger RNA of Prorocentrum cordatum, 1190 nucleotides long. Lineage: Eukaryota; Dinophyceae; Prorocentrales; Prorocentraceae. The record is from the annotation of a GenBank genome assembly.
AGGCCGAGGGGGAGAAGUUCCCAGGGGUGUUCGCCGCCUUCCUGGCCGGCGGCGGCGUGUCCGUGUUGGGCAGCGCGAGAGGGCUGCUCCAGGGAUCCCGCGGGUUCGGCGAGUUCAUCUCCAAGCUGCUCUGGAUCGCUUGGGACGAGGGGACGCAGCGCGCCUUCCUGACGGGCGGCGGCAGCACCUCGCCGGCUCUGGGCCUGCUCGGAGCCCUCUUCGAGAGCCCCUCGAGCGGCGCCAGGGCCACGGCCGGGCUCCUGUUGUCCUGCCUGCUGGAGAGCAGGCUGCUGGAGGAGAAGGAGGAGCAGGCCGCGGCGGGUGUGAACACCAUCGUGGAGGAGAUGGUGGCCUGCUCGCCCGGCUGGUGCUCCGCCGACGGCGACGGCAAGACCGCGGACAAGGCCGAGGCCGAGCUGGCGGCUUUUGUCCAGAGCCUGGGCUCCACCGAGGAGCGCCUCGCCAGGAUCCUCGCCUGCGCCGACGCCGCCUGGCGUCUCAACGGCGGGACCGGGCCCGACCCCCGGUUGCUGAGCGCGCAGGGGCUGAGCGCGCCCAGGCUGAGGUCGACGGGGGUCGCCGGGGUCGCGAGGCAAGACGCGUGGUCGAGCGGCAGCGGCGCGCUUGAGCGCGACGCUUGUGCCCGCGGCAAGCGCGAAGCCGAACGGGCUGCCGGGCUCGUCGAGAUGACCUGGGCCAGGGCCGCAGAGGUCUGCCCGAUCAGCGGCAGCAGCUUCGAUGGCUUCGCAGCGCGCCUGCGCGGCGUUGGCUUCCUCGGGGCCUGGAGGGGCAAAGGUAUGGCCGCCUUUGCCGGCGCGGUGGUGGCCGUGACUUUUGUGCUCGGCGUGCUCGUAACCGUUCUCGUGUACGUCUUCGCAUUCCGGCGGCCGCCCGCGGGCCAGAAGGAGAUCAAGGCGCGCGGCCGAGAUAUCGAUGGGUGCCAAACAGCAGUGAGCUGGAACCCGAGUCACGAUGGCGUUGGAGCCAGAUUGGCGCAGCUGGAGCAGGCGCCCCGGGCUGCGACGCAACCGGCAGGAGCAGCGGAGGCCGCCGCCGACAGGGCAGAGGAGGCCGCUGCUGCCGGCGGGGCCAAAGGCAAGGGCGCGCGCCGUGGCGGCGGCGCUGAGCAGGCAGGGAACAUGCGGUUGUUGGGUAGGCCCGACACCUUCGAGGGGGUCGAGGCAAAGUAG